This is a messenger RNA of Macaca mulatta (Rhesus monkey), 4637 nucleotides long. The record is from RefSeq and is a predicted model, not a curated record. Lineage: Eukaryota; Metazoa; Chordata; Mammalia; Primates; Cercopithecidae.
GGACGAUUGCAUCUCCUUUUUUGAGCAUUUUUAAUAACAGAUGAAUCCAGACCCAUAUAAUAAAAAGGCUUGUUGCUCAGGGCGGCUCUGGCCACCUCUUUUAUUAGCUCUGUUUUUAGCUCACACAUAGCAUUCCUUUGCAAUUUCCUUUUUUUCAUAUUUGCAACUUCUGUCACGUAUAAAAGGGAACAAUGGCAAAAGGAAAACGCAAGCUGAGCUCUACAAGCAGUGACUUAGAUUCCACCUGCUAAUGCAAAAGGAAAAUUGCAGGCUGGCGGGAAGCUCAGCCCUACAGAGGAUUCUGGGAUGUGUAGUCUAGACUUUUGGGGGCACUUCCGCUCUGGGAAAGCGUGGCUUUGUUAUUUGCUCUACUGGGGAAAUAGGAACCCAUAACCCAGUGCUCAGUGGGUUCGGUGGUACUUCGGCUACUUGAGGACGAGAACACGAAGCCUGCUCCCCUCGGGGAUUCUGGGAAAUACGAUUCGGCCGUGGGAGUUGAAGCCGGCACUUCCGCCUAGAGGGGCGGGGCAGCGGCUGCCGUUCCUCCCGGGGAUGCUGGGAAGUGUAGUUCCAGAGCUCCCUGCCGUCCCAGGCACUUCCGCUGCAAGAGGUUGAGAGCGCGGCCUUCAUUCCGCUCGUGGAGCAAGCGCCUGGCUUUCCUUUCUGAUUCCUGCAGGAGAGGAGGCUGUUCCUGGACUAUUUCUGACCUGUUUUUUAAGAAAGAGUGCAUCACUCAACAGGUGGCAUCUGGAGUUAUCCUCUGUGGAUUUUCCAGGAUCUCAGACAAGAUCGUGCAAUCUCCCAGCCUCCUUUCCUUCCCCUGCUCUGGCUUCUGAAAGAAUGCUGCGGAGAGGAGGAAAGAGAGCAUCCUGGCUCCUAGCAGCAGAGCCCCACUGUGACAGGACCUAGCAUUCACCUUUCUCUUCUGUUCCGAGUGGAAGAAGAAGCAACAGAGAGACAAGAUUUGGAAUAGUGGCUCUUGUAUGAAAGCCAGAUUCAGGUACUGUUCCUGCCUCUUGACCUCACCGAGCCUCAGCUUCCUCGCCUGUUAAAUGGAUACAAUUGCCAUCAUCAUAUUUGUUGAGAACUCCCUAAAAUGCCAGCUGAGCAUAGGCACAGAGGUUUGGGUGGUUGGACCAAGGUCACACAACUGAUGCAACAGUAGGUUCUUCACAGACUUGGCACUUCUCCAGAAGGAGGAGGACAAAAUGACGAAGUCUAAGGAUAAGAUAGGGAAAAAUUGAAAAGAAGAUCUGUCGUACAUCAUAAUUUGGAAGUUGCAUAUUCUCUGACAUUGUGAUUUUUCACUUCUUGGAACUUACCUAAGAAAAUAGGAGCCAGUGACAUUCAAGGACGUGGCUGUGGUCUUCUCUGAGGAGGAGCUGCGACUGCUGAACCUUGCCCAGAGGAAGUUGUACCGAGAUGUGAUGCUGGAGAACUUCAGGAAUGUGGUCUCAGUGGGGCAUCAGUCCACACCAGAUGGUCUGCCCCAGUUAGAGAGAGAAGAAAAGCUGUGGAUGAUGAAGAUGGCAAUCCAGAGAGAUAACUCCUCAGGAGGCAAGAAUCUAAAAGAGAUGGAGACUCUUCAAGAAGUAGGAUUAAGGUACCCGUCUCAUGAAGAAUUUUUCUGCUCCCAGAUCUGGCAACAGAUUACAAGAGAGUUAACCAAGUAUCAAGAUUCUGUGGUAAACAUUCAAAGAACAGGCUGUCAGUUGGAAAAACGAGAUGAUUUGCACUAUAAAGACGAGGGAUUCAGUAAUCAAAGUUCCCAUCUUCAAGUUCACCACAGAGUCCACACUGAUGAAAAACCCUACAAAGGAGAACAUUGUGUGAAAAGUUUCAGCUGGAGCCCUCAUCUUCAAAUUAACCGAAGGGCUAAUGCAGGAGAGAAGCCCUACAAAUGUGAAAAAUGUGAUAAUGCCUUCCGUCGGUUUUCAAGUCUUCAAGCCCAUCAGAGAGUCCACAGUAGAGCAAAAUCAUACACAGAUGAUGCAGCUUAUAGGAGUUUUAGUCAGAGGUCACAUCUUCACCAUCAUCAGAGAGUUCCCACUGGAGAGAAUCCAUACAAAUAUGAAGAGUGUGGGAGGAACAUUGGGAAAAGCUCACAUUGUCAAGCUCGUCUGAUAGUUCACACGGGAGAGAAACCCUAUAAAUGUGAGGAGUGCGGGGUAGGCUUCAGUCAGAGAUCGUAUCUUCAGGUUCAUCUGAAAGUUCACACUGGAAAGAAACCAUAUAAGUGUGAAGAGUGUGGGAAGAGCUUCAGUUGGCGUUCACGACUACAGGCUCAUCAGCGAAUCCACACUGGUGAGAAACCAUACAAAUGCAAUGCUUGUGGCAAGAGCUUUAGUUACAGCUCACACCUUAACAUUCAUUGUAGAAUCCACACAGGAGAGAAACCCUAUAAAUGUGAGGAGUGUGGGAAAGGUUUCAGUGUGGGUUCACACCUUCAGGCCCAUCAGAUAAGCCACACUGGAGAGAAACCAUACAAAUGUGAGGAGUGUGGGAAAGGCUUCUGCCGGGCCUCAAAUCUUUUGGACCAUCAAAGAGGCCAUACUGGAGAGAAACCAUAUCAGUGUGAUGCAUGUGGUAAGGGCUUCAGUCGUAGCUCAGAUUUUAACAUUCAUUUUAGAGUCCAUACAGGGGAAAAACCCUAUAAAUGUGAGGAGUGUGGCAAAGGCUUCAGCCAGGCCUCAAAUCUUCUGGCCCAUCAAAGAGGCCACACUGGAGAGAAACCCUACAAAUGUGGUACAUGUGGGAAGGGCUUCAGUCGGAGCUCAGAUCUUAAUGUACACUGUAGAAUCCACACAGGAGAGAAACCCUAUAAAUGCGAGAAGUGUGGUAAGGCCUUCAGUCAGUUCUCCAGCCUUCAGGUGCAUCAGAGAGUCCACACUGGAGAGAAACCAUAUCAGUGUGCAGAGUGUGGGAAAGGCUUCAGUGUAGGUUCACAGCUUCAAGCCCAUCAGAGGUGCCACACUGGAGAGAAACCUUAUCAAUGUGAGGAGUGUGGGAAGGGCUUCUGUCGGGCCUCAAAUUUUCUGGCACAUCGUGGAGUCCACACAGGAGAAAAACCAUACCGAUGUGAUGUGUGUGGUAAGCGCUUCAGGCAAAGAUCCUACCUUCAGGCCCACCAGAGGGUCCACACAGGAGAGAGACCAUACAAAUGUGAGGAAUGUGGGAAAGUCUUCAGCUGGAGCUCAUACCUUCAAGCCCAUCAAAGAGUUCACACUGGAGAAAAACCAUACAAAUGUGAGGAGUGUGGGAAGGGCUUCAGUUGGAGCUCAAGUCUUAUCAUUCAUCAGCGAGUCCAUGUUGAUGAUGAGGGUGACAAGGACUUUCCUUCAUCAGAGGAUUCACACAGGAAAACUCGAUAAAAUAUGUUUUACUAUCUCAGAUGGGUGCUGAAAUAUUUUAAUUAUCAGAGCUAUCAUAGAUAAAACAUUUGUUUUAUAAAGUCAGUAGUUCGGCCGAGUGAUUGGAAGACCACACAGCAGAGAAACCUCACAAGAGUGGAGACAUAUGGACUGCAUUCAGAACACUGACCAUUAGCUGAUACAUGCAGACAAGAGGAUCAGGAAGGAUGAGUCUGAUCUGGAGUAAACCAGAAGUACUAAGAUGGGAAUGCUGAACGCUAUUCCACUAGAAUAUAAGGUCCAAGAGGGUAGGGACUUUGUUGACUGCCAAAUCUACUCUGCCUUUUCAGUGCCUAACACAUUGUAAUUUUUCAGUAAUAUUUGAAAUUACUGUCAUACUUGAAAUUCAGUAAUAUUUGACAUUUAUCUCUCAAAGUUUCUCUAAAAUUGUACUCAGAAGAAGAAUUCUGCAAUGCUUGGAAGAUAUAUAAGUUAGUCAUAUGGCCUGAUUUUCCCAUUUUUGCAGGUCUCGUGGAUGAGUGUUUAUCAAACUGAAGGUUGCAGCUUGUUAGUGGGUCCAGAGAUCAGUUUCUGGCUAGCAACUAGAAAUUUUGUAUGUUAACAGUACUUUAUUGAGGUGUAAUCUGCAUGCAGUAACAUGCACAAGUCUCAAGUUUAUGGCUUCCUGAAUUUUGACAAAUGUAAUAAUCACCAAGAUCCAUGUAUACAAUGUCUAUUAAACCAAAAAGUUUUCUUGUGCCCAUUUCCAGUCAAUCCCACCUCCAGUGCCAAGUAUUAUGAUUUCUAUACCAUAAAUUACUUAGGUCUGUUCCUGAGCUUCCUAUGGAUUUAGUAUGUACUCUUAUAUCUAGAUUCUUAUGAUCAAAUGUAUGAUGAUCUCAGUAGAUUCAGAGAAAACAUUCCACUCAUGAUGAAAAAAUUUUUCAUAAAAGGCAUCCAUGAAAAUCAUACAAGCUAACCUUAUUUUUUUACAGAUGAGGGAAUAAUUUAUAUACAGUGAAACUGACUUUUUUUUACAUUAUUAGGGAAUAAUUUAUAUACAGUGAAACUGACUAGUGUAUCAUCAUGCAUUUUGGCAAGUACUGUCAUAUGAACACCACCAUCACAAUCAAGACAUUCAACAGUUCUAGCACCCCCUGCCCUGAAACUUGCUUGUUCUGUUUAGUCAGUCCCUCUCCCCAUCACCAGCCCUUGUCAACCACUGACUUAUUUUCCAUCUGUAUAGUUUAUAUCAUUACCAGAAUGUCAUAUAAAUGGAAUCCUAGA